Pelodiscus sinensis (Chinese soft-shelled turtle) is the source of this 1870-nucleotide messenger RNA. The record is from RefSeq and is a predicted model, not a curated record. Lineage: Eukaryota; Metazoa; Chordata; Testudines; Trionychidae.
AGAUAAUUUCUGUGUUUGCGAAGGAUACAGCAUACCUCGUUGUCUACUGUAUGAAAUGUAUCUAGAGAAUUGCACUCAGAAGGCUCAGAAUCAAGUAAAUCCAGCUACAUUUGGAAAGCUUGUUCGCUUAGUUUUCCCAGAUCUGGGGACCAGAAGGCUGGGCACAAGGGGAAGUGCCAGGUAUCACUACGAUGGAAUACAUAUUAAGAAGAGCUCUUUCUUCUAUGCACAUUAUUGCAAUCUUCUGUCUGAAAAAAAAUAUCACAGUGGAGAUGGUUCCAGUUGUGAGGAUGUAGCAAAUUGUGAGAGCAACGGCUACAGAAAAGGAACAUCUGAUAUCAGCUUCCAGACAGAGAGAGACAAAUUUGGAACCCCUUUGCCUGAAUUCAAGAGAUUUUCUUCUUGGGAGCAAGAAUUAGGAAAGACACACUCCUAUAAAGUUGUUGCGUUACUUGCUGAUGAGUAUUGUAACUACUGUCAGGAUGUUUUACAGAACUUGCGAAACAAAGAACUUGACCAGGUGGAAAACCUUAUCAUGUCUUUCUGGAAGUCUUUGCAGCCUGAAACAAUAAUGCUUAUGUCACUGCCAGAUGUAUGCCAGCUGUUUAAAUGCUAUGAUAGACAGCUGUUCAAGGAAAUGGAGAGCAUUCUCCUUGAUGACUUCCUGGAAGAUGUUUCUAUACAAUAUUUGAAGUCAGUCAGAUUGUUCAGUAAAAACGUUAAACUUUGGCUGCUCACUGUUUGGGAAGAUCUUCCACUAUUACUACGGAUUUCCAAAAUAAAAGAAGUUACGGUGUUUGUAAAAAGACUAAGAAGAAAAACGUAUCUUUCAAAUAUGGCAAAGACAAUGAGAAUAGUCUUGAACAACAACAGCAGAGUUACUGUUUUAAAAUCAGACUUGAAUGCCAUUAUCAACCAGGGAAUUGUGGACAUUCCUGGAAAUUCCUUGCAAAAGAAGUUUAGAAACAUGGAUGAAAUGGAAAGUGACAUGGAGCUCAAAUGCCUGAAUAACUUGAUUUCCUUGCUGGACACUUCCACUGAUGUUAGGGUUUUCCUGAACUGCAUGUCUUCAAAUCUUCAAGCUUUUGUCAUUCAGCCAAGCAAGAAUAAAGAAGAGUUUAGAAAACUAGCAGCUAACUUCCAACUGAGAUGGAACUUUCUCUUAACUGCAGUAAGCAAAGCUAUGACAUUAUGCCAUACAGAGAGCUUUGGAUCCUGGCAUUUGUUUAAUUUGCUACUUUUGGAAUAUGCUAUUCACAUUCUCCAGUCCCAUAUAGAAGAGGAAGGAGAUGGAACUCUCUCAGGAACGCAGCAAAAAGAUUCAUUUACCCAGCUAGCUCAUGAACCUACUCACCUCUGGGACAAUUUUUCUGCUGAGCAGUUUCAAGCCAGAGCCCCAGAGCCAACUCAUGUAACUCUGACACAGAGCCAGAGUGAUGUUAAUUUAAACAGCAUUAUUCUCAGGGUCCUGAGCUGUCUGGUAGACUCAGCCACAGGCAACAAGCUCAUCCAGGUCAUUUUGGAAGACAAAGCCACUAAAAGUUCAGUUAAACUAAAUCUUCCAGUUGGGAAGGAAGCACUUGUUACUCUAAAAGAUGGACAGAAAUUUAUUAUUCGCACCUGUGAUGCACAGCAAAGUUGCACUAGUGUUUGUUUCAGGAAAAUCCAAACAGAUGUAUAAGAAUUGUUCAGAAGCGAUUUAUUGUAUUUACCUGUAUGCUUAAUAUAGAUUUAAUUUUUUUUUCAUUUUUCUGUGAAAUGAAAGGGCUUUUUAAAAUAUUUUUAAAUAUUAGCUACAGAAGUGUGUUAAAGUAUUUAUUUAAAGCUUUUAUGUAUUUAACUGUUUGGCUUAUUUGAGUAAAUAUGUAAG